CUGCGGCUGGAGGAGCUCCGGUGCUGUGAGGGGAGGCGGAAGGCGACAGAAGGACGGCGCGGAGUCGGAGCCCGGACCCGCGCGUGGCGCCUGCUCCUCCGCCUCUCUCCCAUCUCCUUCUCUUCUUCCUCCUCCUCCUCCUCCUCCCAUCCCCGUCCCUCCCUCCCUUCUCCCUCCCCCGGAGCCAGCUCUAGACAAGGACGAUGCGGGGUGCCGCCGGGCCUCUCCCCGCGGCUCUCUUACUCCUCUUGGCUGCGGCGGGGAGCCUUUUUCCGACGCCGGCUGCCGCACAGAACGCUGGGUUUGUCAAGUCGCCCAUGUCAGAAACUAAACUCACGGGGGACGCCUUUGAGCUGUACUGUGACGUGGUUGGGAACCCCACUCCAGAGAUCCAGUGGUGGUAUGCUGAAGUCAACCGGGCUGAAUCUUUCAAACAGCUAUGGGAUGGUGCUCGAAAGCGCCGUGUCACCAUUAACACUGCCUACGGGGUGAACGGCGUGAGCGUGCUGAGAAUUACUCGCCUUACCUUGGAAGACUCUGGGACUUACGAGUGCAGGGCAAGCAACGAUCCCAGAAGGAAUGACCUGAGGCAAAAUCCUGCCAUAACGUGGAUACGGGCCCAGGCUACCAUAAGCGUCCUUCAGAAACCCAGAAUCAAUGCCAGUGAUGAGGUGGUCAUUCACUCAGCUUCUCCUAUCACACUACAGUGCAACCUCACAACCAGUCCCAGCCCCCUCAGUUACAGCUAUUGGAUGAAAAAUGGUGAAGAGAUCACGGGCACUAGAAAGACUACAGAGACUGCAGAGUACAAGAUCCAGAAGCCCAGAGCAGAGGAUUCUGGGGAGUAUUUGUGCGUGUUCAUGUUUACUGCCUCCCCUGUAGCAAAUGCUACUAUAGAAGUGAAAGCUGCUCCUGAUAUCACCGGCCAUAAACGAAGCGAGAACAAGAAUGAAGGGCAGGAAGCGCUGAUGUAUUGCAAGUCUGUAGGCUUCCCACACCCAGAUUGGACAUGGCGUAAGAAAGUCAAUGGGGUGUUUUUGGAACUUGGCAAUAGCUCCGGCCGCUUCUUUGUGACCAAUAAAGAGAACUACACUGAACUGACCAUAGUGAACCUCCAGAUCACGGAGGACCCUGGCGAGUACGAGUGCAAUGCAACCAGUCCGAUUGGCACCGCUGCUGAAAUCACCAUCUUGCGUGUCCGCAGCCACUUGGCUCCUUUGUGGCCCUUCCUGGGGAUUCUGGCAGAGAUAAUCAUACUUGUUGUUAUCAUUGUGGUUUAUGAGAAGAGAAAGCGGCCAGACGAGGUUCCUGACGAUGAUGAACCAGCUGGACCAAUGAAAACCAACUCCACAAACAACCAUAAAGACAAAAAUCUACGCCAGAGAAACACAAAUUAAAAGUAAUGCUUAUAGCUUUAAGUUUGAAAGACUGAUGGCAAUAUCACCUGCUAAAUUGAAUCCUUGAAACAGUUGGUUUUCAGUUCUGAUGUGUUUUUUUUAAUUUCAAGUGAGCAACUCUGUCUAAAGCAUGCCUUAUUUAGCCUCUCCCGUAAGGACAACCUAGCCGAUACAUUUAAUAAUGCUUCAUUAUAGAGGGUGUAAAUGGGCUUGAUGUGCUGUGAACGUUGCUUUUUUCUUUUUCCUCGAGAUAUUAAGUAUUACAAGUAAAAGUCAAAUCAUGCAUGCAGCAUUUUUUUACUUAAUGUAGCUGUUAAAUUAGCAACACUAAUGCACUGCUGCCAUCUAGUGAUAACUUUUGUAAAGUACAGCAAAACCUAAAAUAUAUACAGUAUAUAUUUAUAUUCUUGGGAGGGGAAACCAAACCAACCAGUAAAUGUUUGAUUUUCAAGCUGCUAAAUUCAUUCCUUAUAUUGUAUGUCUGAGAGAUGAAAUAAUUAUGUUCAGUACUUAAGAGGAGUAAUAUAAAUUGAAUUAUCCUAAGGGCUUAACCUAUGUAGAAAGACUUUGAUGUCCUACAAUUGGACAUCUGGAAUGGGACAAUAGAUGAAGUUAAGCUGAAGUAAAAAUCUGUAGUUUAUAAAUAUUAUGACUUUUUUUGUUGUUGAAUCAUGUACAUUUCUCAAAUCCUUUUGCACUGAUGUGUUCUUGUACAUUCAAUUCAGGCCGAAUUUUAUAUAAUUUACUUUUUGUUUUAAUUAAAUGAUGAAAUGUUACAGCAUGGUGAUAUUCUAUGCAAACGGUUUGUUUCAGUUUGACAAUUUUUCCAUGUUGAUGUAGAAUCACAGACACAACGCAGUUCUUCUACUGUGCAUACCUGUAGAUGCAUGAGGUGUGUGUACUUGUAGUGCAAUGAUGUAUAAAAAGUGGAUUCACCUGUUUUUAAAAAUAAAACACUGAGAAGA
Hemicordylus capensis (graceful crag lizard) is the source of this 2362-nucleotide messenger RNA. RefSeq names its product neuroplastin (gene NPTN). Gene Ontology annotation, cellular component: axon; plasma membrane. The transcript is spliced from 9 exons. Gene Ontology annotation, biological process: dendrite self-avoidance; axon guidance; homophilic cell-cell adhesion. Bases 204 to 1397 code for a protein of 397 amino acids. Gene Ontology annotation, molecular function: cell-cell adhesion mediator activity. Lineage: Eukaryota; Metazoa; Chordata; Lepidosauria; Squamata; Cordylidae. The record is from RefSeq and is a predicted model, not a curated record.